Molecule: messenger RNA, 1144 nt
Organism: Mycena indigotica
Lineage: Eukaryota; Fungi; Basidiomycota; Agaricomycetes; Agaricales; Mycenaceae
Exons: 6
Coding region: 1-1140 (379 amino acids)
Molecular function (GO): DNA binding
Source: RefSeq, a predicted model, not a curated record
AUGUCCCACUCUCGUGGCAGAAGGAAAGCCGAGUCUGAGCGCUGGAAACAUCAUCAAGGUACCCCGACUCGUUUGACUUGUUUCCCAGUCGAAGAGACGCGAUCCUCACCUGUACGCGCACUAAACCCGCAGCUCGACAUACUCGAAAAAGCCUUCCAAGACUGCGCCGAUCCAUCCAAGGCCUUCACCACACGGGUGCUUCAGGAGCUCGCUGCCCAAACUGGACUGAAAGUCAAAUGGAUUCGAGCGUGGUGGACGCGUACUCGCCUCCGAUUCCGUUCGCACCCUGAACUACGAUUUAACAGCACUCUCCAUGGGCCCAGUCCGCUGUCAAAUCCCAGCAUUACUGCAGAAUCCUUGCCUGACCUCAAGCCGGUUGAUGAGUCGCAGUGGCCAACACAUUUUCUGGUGUCUAGAAUCGAAAGCAAGCCGACUCCUCCUCCACCACAACCUCGCCCAGUCCGUUCAAAUGCAAUGCGCUCCCCUCUCGCCCCGACUUCUGCGAAUCCCAAAACACUUUCAAACUACCCUCCAAAAGCCACACUAUCAUAUCAAAAUGUUUAUCCCACCCACAGCAUGCGACACGCUCCGUAUCGUCUUCCGUCCAAUUCUCCUCAUGAUCGUUCACUACCUCGCACUUCUACAAUGCGUCCAGCAAUAACACCAUCGCACCCGCAAAUGCCACAGAGUCGACCCUCACAAAGCCACAUCCAACGUCAACGUAUGCAACACAAUCAAUACCCCCCUCAAAAUCUGGCUUUUCAUCAACAUCAGCACUUCCACUUGAGCAGCAACUGCGUGUCUAAUAUGAACGACCAGAAUCAAACACAACCGGAUUUGUUCCAGCAAAUUAUGCGCAAUAUUGAAGCUGAAAGCGAGAACAUGGUUCCACAGGAUUUAGAGUUGAGUGUAGGAUCUGAUCCGUCUCGUGCGCAACUGCCGACGUUACCGCAGAGCAAUGGCAUCCUGGCGGCGGACAACAACAACGACAGUUCUGAGGACUUGUUCAUGCAGCUCAUGCGCGAAGCGGUUGCUGAAAACGAAAACAAGUAUCAAGCUAUUCUCGAGGACGCGACGAACAGACAGUUUUGGGGUGUGGGCAAUAACGCCACGACAGUGGACGAGUUUUUGUGUUUCUGAGUAA